Messenger RNA from Dunckerocampus dactyliophorus (ringed pipefish), 4468 nucleotides. RefSeq names its product solute carrier family 24 member 4b (gene slc24a4b). Gene Ontology annotation, cellular component: membrane. Bases 552 to 2375 code for a protein of 607 amino acids. NCBI's taxonomy places the organism in Eukaryota, Metazoa, Chordata, Actinopteri, Syngnathiformes, Syngnathidae. Gene Ontology annotation, biological process: intracellular calcium ion homeostasis; calcium ion transmembrane transport. Gene Ontology annotation, molecular function: calcium channel activity; calcium, potassium:sodium antiporter activity. The record is from RefSeq and is a predicted model, not a curated record. The transcript is spliced from 17 exons.
GAGGGGGGUGAAGGUCGCAGGGUAAAGCUGCUGGAAGCUCCUCUCUCUUUCCUGCAGGAAUCCAUGUGGAGGGGGCGGUAGUGGUGUUUAGAGGGGAGGACGUUGCUGCUGCUGCACGACUGCUGCCUGAAUCUGACAAUUAACCUCCACACACACCCGCCGAGUGACUGCACUCAUCAGGCGCAGGUGCGUGGACUUGCUCCCCACGCAGCUUGAUGACGGGACAUUGGCGCCUUUGGAGGCAAACCGCCAAACUACAACAAGGAGAGAGGAUCUAGCAGCGGAUGACAGCGGCUUUUUUUUCCCCUCCCCUCCUCUUGACGGGACAACAUGCAUGUUGGAUCGGAGUGGGAGCCUGCUCGGUGUUCUUCCAUCGCUGCAUUGAUUUAUAGUACUAUUUCCCAGCUGUGAUAGGCAUUGACAUGAGGACCACAUUCCGGCUGUGUUGCGUUUAAAAAAAACCCGAGGCAAACAAGGCGCCAGUUUCUUCACCUCUCAAGGGCGGCAUAAUAAUAAAACCUAAAUAAUAGGAAGAUAAAAGUGGAGGCAGCAUGGAGCAGGACGACACUGUGAACGCGUCCAAGAAGAGCAUCAUGGCGAAAAUCUUCAAAGUUCGCAAGAGGAGGGAGAUGCUUUUUGUACAGGUGUGCUUCAUCUGCAGUGUCCUCUUCGUGGCGUGGACCAUGUCGGCGCUGUUGACUAAAACAGGCCAUGGGAUGAUAGUGGAGGACCCCAACCUGGAGCGCUGGGGCAGGCGGCUAAUGGCUUCAGCAGCCGAAAACGAUACAGAGCCCAAAAACUGUUCAGCACCAGCAAUACACGAGUUCCCCGAUGACCUUUUCACCAACAACGAACGGAAGAGCGGUGCCAUCCUGCUACACAUUGCGGCGGCCCUCUACAUGUUCCUUGCCCUCGCCAUAACAUGUGACGAAUACUUUGUGACGUCAUUGGAGAAGAUCUGCGAGAAACUUCACCUCAGUGAAGACGUCGCCGGCGCCACCUUUAUGGCAGCUGGCAGCUCUGCGCCCGAGCUUUUUGCCUCUGUCAUUGGUGUCUUCAUCACCCAUGGAGACGUGGGGGUGGGGACCAUUGUUGGCUCAGCCGUCUUCAACAUCCUUUGCAUCAUUGGAGUCUGUGGGAUCUUUGCUGGACAGGUGGUCAUGCUGACUUGGUGGGCAGUUUUCCGAGAUUCCUUCUACUACAUCCUGUCCGUCAUCGCUCUUAUCGCAUUCAUCUACGACGAGAAGAUUGUGUGGUGGGAGAGUUUAGUCCUGGUGGUCAUGUAUGCAGGAUACAUCCUGGUCAUGAAAUUCAACUCCAGCAUGCAGGCGUUCUUCAUGGGCAGCUCCAAGAAGAACGUGGCCAACGGGAACGCGGCGGCCAGCAGCGAGAUGGAGGACGGUAAAGCAACUUAUGGCAGUUAUUGGGAUGACGACCCGUCAGUUCCCUUGCUGACAAAAGUGAAGCCUACCAAGGCUUACAGCCGUGGCUCCGUCGUGAUGGUGGACGAGAUCAUGAACGCCAGCCCUUCCAAGUUCCGCUUCCCCGAAGCGGGCCUGCGAGUCAUGGUGACUAACCACUUCGGACCCAAGACCCGCCUGCGCAUGGCGAGCCGCCUCAUCAUCACAGAGAAGUUGGUCCAGGCUGCCAACGGGGUGGAGACACAAGUGAUCGAUGGCAAGGCUGACAUCGAGAACGGGAACGUGCCAGAGGAAAAACCCACAGAGGCGGAGGAAAAUGGCAUCUCCCCGUUUCAUAUUCCCAAGGGAGUCGGCAACAAAUUCAAGUGGUUGAUCUCGUGGCCUCUGCUGCUGCUGUUGUUCCUCACCGUCCCAAACUGUGGUAAACCUCGCUGGGAGAGAUGCUUCAUGCUCUCCUUCAUCCUCUCCACUGUCUGGAUCGCCGUCUUCUCCUACCUGAUGGUCUGGAUGGUGACUAUAAUUGGCUACACUCUGGGAAUCCCUGACGUCAUCAUGGGUAUCACCUUCCUGGCAGCGGGCACCAGCGUCCCAGACUGCAUAGCCAGUCUCAUUGUGGCUCGCCAAGGUUUGGGAGACAUGGCCGUGUCCAACACGAUUGGAAGCAACGUCUUUGACAUUCUCGUUGGACUGGGGGUCCCAUGGGCUCUCCAAACCAUGUGUGUUGACUAUGGAUCAGAGGUGAUGAUCAACAGUCGAGGACUUUUGUAUUCUGUGGUGCUUCUGCUGGGCUCUGUGGCUCUCACAGUCCUUGGGAUUCACCUGAACAAGUGGCGGCUGGAUCUGAAGCUGGGCGUCUACGUGCUGGUCCUGUACGCCGUCUUCCUCUGCUUCUCAGUCAUGAUCGAAUACAACGUCUUCACUUUCGUCAACCUGCCCAUGUGCUUUGAGGAGUAACGCGCAACAUGCAGCAGCAGGGACACCAAAAAGUCCACAGAGCCCCGCCCCCUCCACCACCCCUCCCGUUUGGACCUAUCUCUUUUGAUCACUUGUAAUGUGUAGUCCCAAGUUUGUCCACUGGGUGGCACACUUGAGUCGUGUCAUGGAACCGCCAGUAAUGCUCAUUUGGAGCGUCGCCUCUUGAUCUGUCAACUGUCUGUCCAUUUAGCAUGCCUUUUUAGAUGUCAGGGGCGGGACCUUCAGAGUCUUAAGUCUCCCCCCCCGCCGUGAUUGUUGCUGUGUGAUCACUUUUUCACGUCACCAUUCCAAAGCUUGGCCGCAAGCCAAAUCACACGUUGAAAGAACCCUCAAAAGGUUUACCGAGAACUCCAGGACCCAAAGAGACAAGCACACUUUUUUGAGGGUGGGGGGGUUAGGUUUUUUUUUUUUAUUUAUUUAUGGAGGAGGAUGGCCUUGUCCUUGGCAGCUCCAGUAUGGACUCAACCAGGAAGUAGAUGCUCUCUGACCCUCAAUCACCUGUAACAUUUUUCAUUUUUUAGUUUGUAAAAAUGUUCUGCACAAUGUUAAACUGUACACUUUUUUUUGCAUUUAUUUAUUUUUUCAGAAGUCUUUCACUGGAACUUUUCUACGUGAUACGCUCGCAUCUCGUGCUGCAAGGAGAUUGGCUUCAACUGUGGCUUUGUUGCUCUGCCCAACGCACAACUUGAGACGCGUCUCCAGAUCAGUUGCUCUUUUUCCACGGUGAGACGCUGGAAAGGAACUCUCAAUGAUGACUGUCUGCUAUUGCACCCUGCGGCCACCGGGGGGUGCCAACCACAGCCGUUAGUGAUCAGGGACAGCUUCUGGGGGGGCUAUCGGGCUUGAUUUUUGAGUUGUAUGUAGAUACUGCACUUUAACAGCCAUUCUCUCAUUCUCAAUCAACUAGUGCUUCCUUCUGUGUGUCUGCGCGCGCGCGCGCGCGCGUGUGUGUGUGCCCCCCCACGCUUGUUGAUACGGACUAGUGAAUACCACGAGCACACCCGCCUCUUGUCUACAGUGCAUGCCGGGACAUUAAAUGCAGUUCCUCGCCCUCCGAAGCACAGCAAAAAAAAGGCUGAUUGCUCCCGGUGCAUCUCCAUGGCAACCGCCCGGCCCAGUUUUACACAAGAAUAUGAAAGAAAUCGGCAGCUACACUGCAGUUUUUUGCAAAAAUGCGAGAAUGCGCCGAGGCGCAGGGUGGGGGGGAGAUGAAUAUAUUCCUGUGCCACACAUGGCGGCAGGCACUUGUAUAUGCAAUCUCAAUGUAGUGUGUGUGUGUGUGCGUGUGCGUGCGCGUGAGACACGAGGGCCUUGCCAGGUCGCCAUGACGAUGUUGUCCGUCUAGUACUACUGUGUGAGCUCACAGGUGUUUUUUUUUUUUUUGUGAUUGCUGUUGAACUGAGCCAAAGGAUGGACUUUUCUGGAAGACUGGCCUCACAGGAAGUCUGUUGAUCUUUUUUGUUGGUUUUUUUGGGGGGGGUUUCCACUCCUGCAUUUUGUAUCCAGCGGGACAUGCUGGAAGUUGCUCCAUAUUUUGGUUUUUGGGGGACUCUGUCACUUUAAGAGAACCUGCAUGAGAGCACUUAAGGACAAAGAAAGUUGGACCCCCUUAAGAUGCGUCUCUGUGGGUCGAGCAGUGACCCACGUCUGUAGAUACACGUUACUGUUGGGAAGCAGCACCGUACAACGCUGUUCUAUGUGGUCCGUAUCUUGGUUGCCAGGUUGGAGUUUUGUCCUCCACUUGAGCUUGAUUUUUUUUCUCCUUUUUCCGGAAAGGACAUGGGAGGGCGCGAAAAGUGUACAAAACUAUCACGCACACGUGAAGGCGCCACGCGUGUUUUUCUUCGAUUGAAUGCGACCUGAUGCACUGUGAGCUCAAUGUGAUGUGGGAGUUGUUGUCAAGAAUAAGAAAUAAAAAAAAUAUAUUUAAUGUAAAGUUAGUUACUAUUAAAAAAAACAAACAUUAUUGUAUAACUUAUAUGAAUGUAUUGUCUUGCUAUACUGGACAUAUCCAACCAAUGCAUUUUACUGUAAAGCAAUAAUGUUAAGAAAAAAAUAAAAUUGCAAAAUUG